Messenger RNA from Fraxinus pennsylvanica, 795 nucleotides. The record is from the annotation of a GenBank genome assembly. Lineage: Eukaryota; Viridiplantae; Streptophyta; Magnoliopsida; Lamiales; Oleaceae.
AUGACGGUAUGCACCACACUUGGAGCAGUGAUUCUCACCCCUCUUUUGACCAAGAUUCUGGCAGGAACUUAUGUUCCUGUGGAUGCUGUGAAAAUCUCCAUCAGCACCAUGCAGGUUGUUGUCGCUCCAAUUCUGCUAGGAUCAUAUAUGCAGAGCGCCUUUCCUGAAGCUGUAAAAGUGGGGAUGCCUAUUGCACCAUUACUGGCUGUUUUAGCUGCAUCACUGCUUGCUAGCACGUAUCUAUCUGCAGCUUUGGUCAGAUUCAAGAAGCCACAACAACGUGCAAUAUCUGUUGAAGUUGGCAUGCAAAAUUCCUCCCUGGGAGUGGUUUUAUCAAGCUCUUAUUUCACCUCACCCAUGGUGGCAUUACCUCCGGCAGUGUCAGCCGUAAUUAUGAAUAUCAUGGGUGGCAGUUUAGGUUUCAUUUGGAGAUACAUUGAUCCUUCUGAUCCAAAGGACAGUUUCGAAGUUGCCAAAGGUUCGAUACAGUCUGAUUUACACUUGGAUGGAGUGGCAGGAGUUGGGGUGGCAGUUUCAAAAAAUGACAGACAAAACAUUGUCCCCAAUAUUUUAUCCCAGGCUGCAUUCUCAACUGGCUCUGAUUAUCACUUAUCUGAGGCAAAGGCCAUUAUGCUUCUGGCAGGUGAAACUUCUGUAUCAGCUACAGUUGUGAAAAAUGCAUCAAAUAUUUCACAGAAAUCACCAGCUUGCAAGUUACAACCAAAUCUUCCAAUUGCUACAAAGCGUUCUCUGGAGCCUUUUUUUCAACAAACGACGAGACAGGUUAAUGAAUAG